Molecule: messenger RNA, 1207 nt
Organism: Sinocyclocheilus anshuiensis
Lineage: Eukaryota; Metazoa; Chordata; Actinopteri; Cypriniformes; Cyprinidae
Product: G protein-activated inward rectifier potassium channel 4-like
Exons: 5
Coding region: 77-1207 (376 amino acids)
Biological process (GO): potassium ion import across plasma membrane; regulation of monoatomic ion transmembrane transport
Cellular component (GO): plasma membrane
Molecular function (GO): G-protein activated inward rectifier potassium channel activity
Source: RefSeq, a predicted model, not a curated record
UCCAGAUAACUCUGUGCUGAAAAGCAGGGAACAAAGCAGCGGCUGCUCGAUAAAGGGUUUGCAGUCGAACCUGAGGAUGGCAGGAGAUUCUCACGUCCACAUGGACCACGACAUGGAGAUAGGAGUGACUCCAAGAGAGCAGGUGAAGAAACUCCCCAAGCACCUGAGGGAAGCACAAAUCCCAACAGAUUGCACCCACCUCAUCUCUGAUCCUGUUAAGAAACCCCGCCAGCGCUAUGUACAGAAAGACGGCAAGUGCAAUGUUCAUCACGGAAACGUUCAAGAGACCUAUCGUUAUCUCAGCGACCUCUUCACAACACUGGUCGACUUACGUUGGCGCCUCAGUUUCUUCAUUUUCACCUUGGUCUACAUUGUCAACUGGCUCUUCUUUGGGUUUUUGUGGUGGCUUAUUGCGCUAAUACGAGGAGAUCUUCUACACGCAGAUGAAGAGGGCUGGACCCCUUGUGUUGAAAACCUCAACAGCUUUGUCUCUGCUUUUCUCUUUUCCAUCGAAACCGAGACCACCAUUGGCUACGGCUAUCGUGUCAUCACGGAGAAGUGCCCAGAAGGAAUUAUACUUCUACUGGUGCAGGCCAUCUUGGGGUCCAUUGUCAAUGCCAUGAUGGUGGGCUGCAUGUUCGUAAAGAUCUCGCAGCCCAAGAACCGAGCAGAGACGCUGAUGUUCUCCCACAAGGCCGUGAUCUCGGUGAGGGACAGCAAGAUGUGUCUGAUGUUCAGAGUGGGUGACCUGCGGAAUUCGCACAUUGUGGAAGCAUCAAUCCGUGCCAAGCUCAUUCGUUCACAGCAGACGAAGGAGGGCGAGUUCAUACCGCUCAACCAGACGGACAUCAACAUUGGCUUUGACACAGGAGACGAUCGUCUCUUCCUGGUAUCGCCUCUCAUUAUCUCCCACGAGAUCAAUGAGAAGAGUCCUUUCUGGGAGAUGUCCCGGGCACAGAUGGAAAAGGAAGAGUUUGAGAUUGUCGUCAUCUUGGAGGGCAUGGUCGAAGCUACAGAUGACCAGGAAGUCGACUACAACAACUUCCACGACAUAUACGAGACCAACACCCCAACCUGUAGCGCUAAAGAACUCUCCGCUCGAUUAAAAGAGAGUCCGCUCCUCCCUCACCUGCCGCUCCUCAGCCCCGACCUCAGGCAGCACACAGACCCCUUCUCCAGCCAAACCACACAGGACAAGCGGGAGUAG